This is a messenger RNA of Eublepharis macularius, 3126 nucleotides long. RefSeq names its product AFG3-like protein 1. NCBI's taxonomy places the organism in Eukaryota, Metazoa, Chordata, Lepidosauria, Squamata, Eublepharidae. Gene Ontology annotation, molecular function: ATP-dependent peptidase activity; ATP hydrolysis activity; zinc ion binding. Gene Ontology annotation, cellular component: membrane; m-AAA complex. The record is from RefSeq and is a predicted model, not a curated record. Gene Ontology annotation, biological process: protein-containing complex assembly; mitochondrial protein processing. Bases 18 to 2360 code for a protein of 780 amino acids. The transcript has 17 exons.
CGAGCGUCGGGACCAGAAUGGCUCAUCGGUUGGCGGCGGCGAUUUGGGCGCCUCCUCUGGCCGCCUGGCGCGGAGGCCGCUGGCGGGGAGGCGGGCUGGCUGGGCGUGGGGAGCUGGCGCCAGCCCGGCAGUGGCUUCAGUGGAUCCAUCCUGUCUGUGUCGCACCUUUCAAUCGUUGGCUGAACUCCAAACCUCCCAAAGGCUUUGAGAAGGAAGAUGAGAAGAGCCAGAGUCCAAAGAACACUAAUCCUGAGCGUGAAGAGCCUCACGGGGCAAAAAAUCUUGGUCCCCGGAAGAAUACAGGGGGAAGUAGGGGCGGAGAAGACCAGAGAAGGAAGAAGGAGGAGGAUUCGGGGUGGUGGAGUCGCAUGCAGAAGGGAGAGUUCCCCUGGGACAACAAGGACUUCCGGUACCUGGCUGUCAUGGGGGCCGGUGUGGCCUCAGGCUUCCUCUACUUCUACUGGCGAGAUCCUGGCCGAGAGAUCAAUUGGAAGCAAUUUGUGCAUUACUACCUGGCCAGAGGAGUGGUGGAUCGGCUGGAAGUGGUGAACAAGCAGUUUGUGCGUGUGUUCCUCGUCCCUGGAGCUGCCUCAGAGCAGAAGUAUGUCUGGUUCAAUAUCGGCAGCGUGGAUACAUUUGAACGGAACUUGGAGACUACUCAACUGGAGCUGGGAAUUGACCGUGGCCACCAGGUUUCAGUGGUCUACAGCACAGAGAGUGAUGGCUCCGUCUUCCUGAGCAUGAUUCCCACCCUGCUGCUCGUUGGCUUCCUGCUGUUCACUCUAAGACGUGGACCGCUGGGAGGCGGGCGUGGAGGGCGAGGGAUCUUCAGUGUCGCGGAGACCACAGCCAAGAUCCUGAAAGACAACACUGAAGUGCGGUUCAGGGACGUGGCUGGCUGCGAAGAGGCCAAGCUGGAGAUCAUGGAGUUUGUCAACUUCCUGAAGAAUCCUAAGCAGUAUCAAGAUCUGGGGGCCAAGAUUCCAAAGGGUGCGAUGCUGACAGGCCCUCCGGGCACAGGGAAAACCCUCUUGGCCAAAGCUACUGCUGGGGAAGCCAAUGUCCCCUUCAUCACAGUGAAUGGCUCCGAGUUCCUGGAGAUGUUUGUCGGUGUUGGGCCUGCUAGGGUCCGGGACAUGUUUGCCUUGGCACAGAAGAACGCCCCCUGCAUCCUCUUCAUUGACGAGAUUGAUGCCAUCGGGAGAAAGCGGAGCCAUGGGAACUUUGGGGGUCAGAACGAGCAAGAGAACACCCUCAAUCAGCUGCUGGUGGAGAUGGAUGGGUUCAACAGCAGCACAAACGUCGUGGUGCUUGCAGGCACAAACCGUCCCGACAUCCUAGAUCCAGCGCUGAUGAGACCUGGACGCUUUGACCGGCAGAUUUAUAUCGGCCCACCAGACAUCAAAGGCAGAGUGUCUAUCUUCAAAGUCCACCUCCGGCCACUCAAACUGGAUGUGGACAUCAGCAGGGAUGCUUUGGCUCGAAAGAUGGCUGCCUGGACUCCGGGAUUCACAGGUGCUGAUAUUGCCAAUGUUUGCAACGAGGCCGCCCUGAUUGCUGCACGCUUCGCCAGUCCCACCGUGGAUGCAAAGCACUUUGAGCAAGCUGUCGAGAGGGUCAUUGGGGGGCUCGAGAAAAAGACGCAAGUCCUGCAGCCGAAUGAGAAGGCCACCGUGGCUUACCAUGAGGCCGGUCAUGCUGUGGUGGGGUGGUUCUUGGAGCACGCUGACCCUCUGCUGAAGGUCUCCAUCAUCCCCCGGGGUAAAGGAUUGGGCUACGCACAGUACCUGCCCCGGGAGCAGUUCCUCUACACCCGCGAGCAGCUUUUUGACCGCAUGUGCAUGAUGCUGGGUGGCCGCGUGGCUGAGCAGCUGUUCUUUGGUCGUAUCACCACCGGUGCCCAGGACGAUCUCCGGAAGGUGACCCAGACUGCCUAUGCUCAGAUUGUGCAGUUUGGCAUGAGUGACAAGCUGGGCCAGGUCUCCUUCGCCCUCCCGCAGCAGGGUGAGCCGGUGACCGAGAAGCCCUACAGCGAAGCCACCGCAGAGCUCAUUGAUGAGGAGGUGCGGGCCUUGGUUCACGCAGCUUACCAGAGGACCCUGGAGCUGCUGACUCACUGCCGCGAGCAAGUGGAGAAGGUGGGAAAGCGCCUCCUGGAGAAGGAGGUCCUGGAGAAGGCGGACAUGGUGGAACUGCUGGGGCCCAGGCCCUUCGCGGAGAGAUCCACCUACGAGGAGUUUGUCGAGGGGACCGGGAGCUUAGAGGAAGACACCUCCCUCCCCGAAGGCCUGAAGGACUGGAACCCUGAGCAGGAGCAGGACAGCCUGGACGAGGAGAGAGCUCAGGAAAAGGCCCCCUAGGGAAGGGGCCAGCAGUGCGCUUGCCGGGCCAGCACCCGGGCCUGCUUCUCCAAAGGGGGGUUUCCAUUUGGACCCUCUUGGCGGGGCUGAGAGCUUUUUCUCUGGAGCUUUUGGAUCCCCCUCUGCCUUGCCAAGGUGCCGAGCUUGGAGCACAGGACACAGGGCAUGCGCACGUGCACCCUGCCUGGAAGGAGUGACGGCCAAGUUUUUCUUCCCUCGAGUGCCCAGAAGACUUUGUCUGCAGCACAGUGGAGCAGAAUGCUUUCCAACGUCUGUGUUGGGAGGGACUGUGGGAAGCGGGGGGACGGGGACGGGGACAGGCACCCUUCCCUGGACUGGCCCAAAACUGCCUCUGUCCCUCCCAUAAAGCCGUCCCUGCCUCACCACAGUGAUCUUCCCUUGCAGGGCAUAGGAUUCAGUGGUCUCGGAAGGCAAGGCCGAGGAUGGGAUCUCCCUAGCAAGAGACCAAGAGCAGCCUUUGUGUGCUUUUGGGGGGGGGGUGUCUUUGCCCCAACUGCGCCCUGCCUUCCCUUCCCCUGGCAGCCCUCCUGCAGCCAGGCCUAGAGAGAGGCCCAGUGGAGGAAGCAAGCUGGGUGAGCCUCAAGAGCUUCAGAAUGCUGUGGACUCGCUUGUGGUGUGCAUGACACAGGGAAGGGCCUCUGCACCGGAGAGCACGGGACCAAAAAAGAUGAGGUGUGUGAGGAUCCAGCCCCCUUGAGCAGGGGACGAGUGGGAAAAUGGUGCUAGUUAAAAUGGUGCUACUUGA